AUGAAAGAGGACGCAGCAGGCAGUGAUAAAGCAAGUGUUAAUAUUGCUGAAACGGCCGACAAUGCGAAAGUGUCCUUGGCUGAGGGUGCAGGCUUCACCGAAGCCGACACCAACAGACUGAUCCGCAAAAUCGACUGGUCCAUUAUUCCAUUCGUCUCUCUACUCUACCUCCUCUCAUUCCUCGACCGCACCAACAUCGGCAAUGCUCGUCUGGAUACCCUCGAGUUAGACCUCAACAUGUCAGGUAUAAUGUACAACCACGCACUCGCCAUAUUCUUUCCCUUCUACAUCAUAGCAGAAAUCCCGUCCAACAUGGGCAUGAAGCGCUUCAGGCCCUGGAUAUGGAUCCCCUCUAUGAUGGUCGUAUGGGGCAUUUGCUGCACCCUGAUGGGCAUAGUCCAUAACUACGCUGGUCUGUUGGCUGCACGAAGCUUCCUUGGUUUAGCUGAGGGCGGUUUGUUUCCGGGAAUUGCCUACUAUAUCACCAUGUGGUACCGUCGCCACGAGUGUGGCUUUCGCAUGGCCAUUUUCUUUUCUGCUGCGACGGCUGCUGGUGUAUUUGGCGGCUUUCUCGCCCGUGGUAUAAUGGAGAUGCGAGGUCUGGCAGGCUUGGCUGGCUGGCAAUGGAUCUUUAUCAUCGAAGGUCUCCUUACUGUAGCAGUCGCACUGGCCUCAUUCAAGCUGAUGGCUGAUUAUCCCGACCGAGCCAAGUUCAUAACAGACGCAGAGAGGAAACAUAUCCAAGAACGCUUGAUGCUUGAUCGAUCGGGGCUAGCCGAAGAGUUCGAAAUGAAAUAUGUCUGGGAUGCGUUCAAAGAUUGGAAGAUCUGGGUACAUAUGCUUAUCGCAACUGGUACAUUUACCGGGGUCUACUCCUAUUCUCUUUUUCUACCCACCAUCAUUCGCGACCUCGGUUAUUCCAGUACAACUGCCCAGCUUAUGAGUACUCCUCCUUAUUUGGUUGCGUGUUUUGUGUGCGUUGUAGCUGGCUGGUGGGCGGACAAGAUCCAACAAAGAGGAAUAUUCAUGAUUGUAUUCAUCACCAUGGCUGGACUUGGUCUUAUUCUCCUCAUGGCCGUUCGCCAUUCUGGAGUUCGCUACUUUGGCUGCUUCCUCCUCGCCUCGGGCAUAUUCCCAUCUGUUCCCCAAGGCAUUGCCUGGAACAGCAAUAACAUCGGUGGAUCACUCAAGCGGGGUGUCGGCAUCGCGAUGAACGUGAGCUGUGGUAACCUUGGCGGCAUCAUUGCAUCCUAUCUAUUCCUGAAAAAGGAUGCUCCAAGAUAUUUCCCAGGCUUCGGUACUCUCUUGGGCUGCCAGGUGAUGGCAUUGGUCUUGUCUGUGUGGAUGGCUAUCUACCUACGCCGCGAGAACGCUCGCCGAGAUGCUACACACAAGGAUCCUAGCUUGUAUACUGAAGAUGAAAAGUAUGCUGAGCGGGAGAAAGGUGACAAUGCAACAUUCUUUCGGUAUACAAUCUAG
Molecule: messenger RNA, 1479 nt
Organism: Fusarium proliferatum ET1
Lineage: Eukaryota; Fungi; Ascomycota; Sordariomycetes; Hypocreales; Nectriaceae
Exons: 4
Coding region: 1-1479 (492 amino acids)
Biological process (GO): transmembrane transport
Cellular component (GO): membrane
Molecular function (GO): transmembrane transporter activity
Source: RefSeq, a predicted model, not a curated record